Diprion similis is the source of this 2968-nucleotide messenger RNA. RefSeq names its product NAD-dependent protein deacetylase sirtuin-7 (gene Sirt7). NCBI's taxonomy places the organism in Eukaryota, Metazoa, Arthropoda, Insecta, Hymenoptera, Diprionidae. The record is from RefSeq and is a predicted model, not a curated record. The coding region runs from base 31 to 1668 and encodes 545 amino acids. Gene Ontology annotation, molecular function: NAD+ binding. The transcript is spliced from 4 exons.
CUGAGUUUAAAAAAGGGUUCUUGAUUAAAAAUGGAGGAGGUUGGCGUGGAGAAAUGUCUGUCAAGGAGACGUUCCGUUACCGUUAAACCAUUCCGUGCUAAGGACGAACGUGUCGCUACUUUGAAGAAGGUCGCCUCGAUACUACAGAAGUCGGAAACUGAUCGGACUCACGAGGAAAAGGACAUUUUACUAUCCUGUGGAGACGUCGUCAAAGAGGUUAACCUUAGGCAAGAAAAAAGGGACAGAGUAAAGGCGAGAUUGGAAGAAGUGGAAGAUGCUCCAGAAAUAUUGGAAGAGAAAUGUAUGCGGCUUGCAGCAGCACUCAGUAGAGCUACCUCGCUUGCAGUUUACACAGGAGCUGGUAUCAGCACGGCUGCCUCCAUUCCUGAUUACAGAGGAACCAAUGGCGUUUGGACGAGAUUACAACAAGGAAAAGACAUUGGAAAUCAUGAUCUCAGUCAGGCGGAACCCACCUUAACGCAUAUGGCUCUGUAUGCGCUAUACAAGGCACGAGUAUUGAAACAUAUCGUAUCCCAAAACUGUGAUGGAUUGCAUUUGCGAAGUGGUAUUCCUCGUGCACUAUUAUCAGAGGUUCACGGAGACAUGUAUAUCGAGGUUUGUAGAACGUGUAAGCCGAACCGAGAGUACUGGAGGCUUUUCGAUGUGACUGAAAAGACUGCGAGGUAUUCUCAUGGGACAGGUAGAACAUGUCACAAAUGUAAUUCCGUGUUACAAGAUUCAAUAGUGCAUUUUGGCGAACGGGGCAACUUGUCGUGGCCUAUAAAUUGGAACGGAGCAAGCAGAGCGGCAAAACAAGCCGAUAUUAUUUUGUGUUUGGGCUCGAGUUUAAAGGUCCUGAAGAAGUACCCAUGGCUUUGGCAGAUGGACAGACCAGUGAACAAACGACCUGCCUUGUAUAUCGUAAAUCUUCAAUGGACGCCCAAGGACGAAAAUGCGGUCUUGAAAAUAAACGGAAGGUGCGACGAAGUAAUGAAGAAAGUAAUGACCCACUUGGGGCUCGAAAUAGAACAGUAUAACAGAGCCAAAGACCCAAUCUUUCAUCACGCUAUAAGACUUCAAGCGAUCGAACAAUCGACCACGUCACAACCGUGCCUCGAGGAACCUGCAACCUUAGUUGAGAGCGAUUCGAAAAACUGUAUCGACGUUAAUCAAAAAUUGGUAAAAGAAGAGGACGGUGACGAUGAAACUAUGCCAAAAACUGAAGAAGACUGCAAUUCACAAAUCACUACAUCGGAGCCGAUGACGGCUUACCCCGCCCCAUACUUCACAGCCCUACCAUUUCUUUCCAUGGGCUUGCCUUUUCCUCCUAUGUACAUGUAUCCACAUUUAACACCGUUUUUUUACUACCCAUUUAUUCAAGUACCGCCACAUAUGAUUGAGUCACCAAAACCAAAACCUGCCUGUUCGUUUUGUAUGGAAAACGAGGGGUCCUUAACUUGCCUAUUUUAUCCACGAGACGGGGACGAUCCUGUCUCUGCGGACCUCUCAGCGACUGAUAAUACAGAGUCUGAAAUUGAUUCCAAUCCAGAACCAAUUCAGGAAAACGAAUCUUUAGUAUUAGACCCCACAACGCCGAUAAUACAAUCAGCUAAAAACCCUGGCUGGUUUGGGAAGGGAUAUCGCAAAGGUAUGAGAAAAAAGCGGUAGCAUCUGCUGUCGCCAUUUAAAAAGUGUAUGUGUCGUGCGAGUAUGAAUAUUGUUCCUGUUUUACGUCGACUUGGUAUAUGCUGUGAAAGAAAAAUUAAUAAAUUAAAAAGCAUGACGCAAGAAUUAUUACAUUACAUAUUACGAAAAGCAAAAAAUAGAGAGUCGAGCAAUAGAACGACGUAAUAUUUCGAUUCAGUUGGAUCCACAUAAUGUUUUACGUUCACCCCGAUCAAAAUAGUGUUAUCCGAUGAGGAAUCCUAUGAGAAAAACCUCAAUAUUCUUAUUUAUUUCUUGUUGCAAUAUUUCCAUCAUAAAAAAUGAGACUAAAGUUAGUAACGCUAACAUGACGGAUCAUCAGGGGAAAAAUCAUUAUUACACAAUUUUAGAAUGACUUUCAAAGAGUCGGCUGUUCAGAAUAAGAGUAUGUUUUGUUUAUUGUGGUUUGCUAAAUUUCAAACAUUCCUAAAGAAUUUUUCCUAAACAUGCAUAGUUACUGUAAUGUUACUAACUUCAUCCUCAUCUUCAAAAUGCUAUUUCACGUGUGAAGAUUACAUUAUAAAUUUUUAGAUUUUUUUUCGUAUUGUAUUUUUUCUUUCUGCAAUCACAACGCCACUGGCACCAUCAGUAUGAAUUCUGCUUCCAAUUAUAGUACUUGCUAUAUUAGAUAAGUUUGUAGAAAUAUUAAUUGAACGACAAUGAUGAAAUAGUUAUUCUUACCUACUACCAUAGUCCAUAACAUGUACUCGAUAACCACUAACGAGACUUAUUAGGUUUGAUAAAUAUUUUCUGGCUUAGCAUUUUAGCAUUCUGCAAUAUCUGUUCAGUGGCUACCUCAGUCUAAGGAUUCACAUCUUCCUUUAUUCCUUUAUACAUAGUAAAUUAAGCAAUAAAGGUAAAUUUUAAAACUGUUCAAUUGCCCCUGUCCGUGUUGAAUGAAAUUCACACUAUCUACGGAUGAUAAAUGUUUAAUAAAUAGCUUCCUACUACAUACAUAUGAUAUACUAAUUGAAUCGGUGUGGUGAAUUCACAUACUCAAUAACUGUUUAGGAUUAAAAUUGAACAAACCUAUAACCGACUGGUACGCCAUAGCUCGUUUUUUUAUUUCCGUAUUGCAUUUAAGUCUUUAUAUAGUAUACUUCUUGCAUUAUGCUUUUCUGUUAAAGUGAUUAUAUUACUAUUAUUAUAACUAUUGUUGUGACUCUAGCUUUAGCGUUAUUUUAUACUUAUAAGUAUUAUCAUUUAUUAUUUAUUCAGACUAGCUCUGUUUCAAGAGUUAAAAAAUAUUAAAAAGUUGAAGAGA